Messenger RNA from Aplosporella prunicola CBS 121167, 1388 nucleotides. RefSeq lists its product as uncharacterized. The coding region runs from base 47 to 1051 and encodes 334 amino acids. Gene Ontology annotation, cellular component: mitochondrial inner membrane. The transcript has 3 exons. The record is from RefSeq and is a predicted model, not a curated record. NCBI's taxonomy places the organism in Eukaryota, Fungi, Ascomycota, Dothideomycetes, Botryosphaeriales, Aplosporellaceae.
CUCUCUUCUCUCUCGCUUCAAACCACUCCUCGCCACCACCGCAAUCAUGGCGUUCUUGCUCAGACGUCCCUUCACGCUUGCGUCUGCGCUGAAGCAGACGCCCAAGACUGCUUCCACUGUCCGCACAUUCCACAACGCUCCGCUCAAGUCUGCGCCAGGCAGCUUCUUCACAAGCCGACCCUCGCUCGCCAACUCGAACAAUGUCUUCCGGAACACCUUUCGUCGCACCUACAUGCAAUCCUCGCCCGCUGUCCAAACUGGUGACCUGAAACAAAGACUUAUCUAUGGAGCCGGCAUCUUUGGCGGUACUCUUCUGGCUAUCAACCUUGUCUUCAACCGUGAGACCCGUGAGGAUGGCGGCAUGCCCACCUACGAGCGCAGCUACCUGAACGAAACCUUCAUGCACACUGGUCUUGGCCUCGGUAUAAUUGGUAUUGCGGCCCGUGCUCUGCACAUGAACGGAUGGAGCUACCGCCUCAUGGCCGCAAACCCAUGGGCUGUCCUUGGUAUCGGCCUCGUCGGAUCUAUCGGUACUAUGUACGGCGCCAGGGCCACCGCUCCCGAAAAUUACGUCCAGAAGUACGCUCUGUGGGGAGCUUUCAACGUCACUCAGGCUGCUCUCCUGUCUCCUCUGCUCUUCCUGCAACCUGCUCUGCUCGCUCGUGCCGGUCUUUACACUGUUGGCAUGAUGGGCUCGAUCGCUUUCGUCGGUGCCACUGCUAAGCAAGAGAAGUACCUCUACCUCGGCGGCCCUCUCCUUGCCGGUGUUGCCAUUGUUGCCCUAUCCGGUCUCGCGCCCAUGGUCGUCCCCGCCACUGCCGCCCGCACGCUCAUGUGGACCGAGAACAUCUGGCUGUACGGCGGUCUGGCCGUCUUCGGUGGCUUCACGCUGUACGAUGUCCAGAAGGUCCUGCACCACGCGCGGCUCGCCGAGCGCGGUCUGAUCAAGCGUGACGCCGUCAACGAGAGCAUUAGCCUCGAGCUCGACUUCAUUAACAUCUUCAUCCGCAUGGUCCAGAUCCUGGGCAUGCAGCAGAACAGGAGGAAAUAGAUGACUCGAAGCAUUAGUAGGACUAGCAUGAGGAGGAGCAGCAUGUGGUAUCAAGCGAUGAUACAGCCAUAGCAAGACGCAUGGCUUGAUGACAGCAAAUCAUCGCGGCGGCGUUUAUUGCAAUUUUGUGAGCGGCAUUAAAAUCUCUUUUCCUUGGACGUUUUGUUUUCCGUACACCCCGCUCCAUAUGGCGAUGAGAGCAGCAGCGAAAAGGAGAGGAGGAAGGAAAGAGUAGCAAGCAUUCCUUUGACUUGAGCUCUGGGUAUAAUUAGGGCAUCUCUUGGGCAAACAAAGCAUUUUUAAGCACUACAAAAAAUGUCAAACAAUUCAUCCACCU